GGCAGACCAGAGUAUCAUCAGUGAGCGAGAUUACCUUGACAGUACUGGGUCAUUCUAUUGAAUGAGUAACAGUGUUGACCCUGCGCUAGCCGUUUUGCAACAUUCUACCACUGGCAGGGUCGGUUACAAAGUAUCAGCGCCUGAAGGGGCUGUAGAAGGCUUUUCAAACCAAAUCUGUGGUUUUUCAAAUCAAAUCUGUGCGAGCAAUACAUGCUGUGGCGUAUACGGUAGAGUUAUCUUGAGGUGUAAGGCGGCAACCAGCUGAGCCUCCAACCCAUCGGUGCCACACAAGAUUUUGUAUAAGUAGUCGAGAUCGCCCAAGGUCGUCUGCAUCAAACCA
Westerdykella ornata is the source of this 340-nucleotide messenger RNA. RefSeq lists its product as uncharacterized. Lineage: Eukaryota; Fungi; Ascomycota; Dothideomycetes; Pleosporales; Sporormiaceae. Bases 62 to 265 code for a protein of 67 amino acids. The transcript is spliced from 2 exons. The record is from RefSeq and is a predicted model, not a curated record.